Messenger RNA from Ipomoea triloba (trilobed morning glory), 1158 nucleotides. RefSeq names its product hyoscyamine 6-dioxygenase-like. The record is from RefSeq and is a predicted model, not a curated record. The transcript is spliced from 4 exons. Bases 7 to 993 code for a protein of 328 amino acids. Lineage: Eukaryota; Viridiplantae; Streptophyta; Magnoliopsida; Solanales; Convolvulaceae.
UCCAACAUGGCUUCCACCUUGCUCAAGAACAUCCCUGCGAAAGACUUCAUAGUGCCCCCUCAGAAGCGAGCCGUGGAUUUCUCAGCUGAUAAAAGAAUCCCAGUAAUCGAUUUAGCAGCUCACAACCGUGCCGAUUUAGCCCAGCAAAUCAUCAAAUCCGCCAAGGAAUUCGGGGUUUUUCAGGUGAGAAACCAUGGAGUGUCAGAGAAGGUGAUGGAGGAAACGAUGAAUUUGUACAAACAAGUGUUUAACAUGGGCGAUGAGGAAAAGGCAAUGCUUUACGGUGAAGGAUCUAACAAAAACUGCAGAAUCCAUGCUGGUGGGGAUUAUUAUCUCAACGCAGAGUACCGCAGCUGGAGAGAGAUGCUUAUUCAACCUGUUUCUCCCAUGGAUGAUGAAUCCAUGCAAUCAAAACCUUGGCUUGAAAAGCCUGCCGGAUACCGAGAAAUGGUGAUUGCAUAUACAACAGAAAUGAAGAUGCUGGGACUGAGGAUAUUGGAUCUGAUCGGUGAAGCUCUGGGAAUGGAGGCCGGAUAUUUCGAAAGAAACAAUCUCACUCAAACUCUGAAUAUCGUGGCAAACCAUUAUCCUGUUUGUCCCGACCCAAGUUCCACCAUGGGAUCAGCUCCCCAUUACGACCCAAACCUCAUCACCAUACUUCACCAGCAACUCUUUGGUCUUCAGAUCUUCAACAAUGGCCAAUGGCUUGGCGUCGAGCCUCUUCCUCAUGCGCUUACUAUCAUGGUGUCUUCUCAGUUACAAAUUAUCAGUAACGAUGAGCUGAAAGGUUGUAAGCAUCGUGUGGUGACAAAUUCGAGCGCUGCCCGGGUAUCCAUUGGGACGUUCAUCGGACCUUCCCUUGACGCGGUGGUGGAGCCUGCCGCGGGGGCGGCGCCAGUGUUCAGGCCUGUUCAGUACAACGAGUUUCUUCAACAAUACGCUUCAAACAAAACUGAGUCUGACGUCGUAGGUUUCUGCAAAAUUCAACCUUAAAAUCUGCUCUGUGUGUUUGUGUUAUCCUAGGUUUUAAUCAUUUCAUUUCAAUAAUAAUGGCCAAUGAUCAUGUAAGGCCACUUUGUGUAAUAAAUUCUGCAGAAAUUUGAAAAUCUUACAACAUACAUUUCUUGGGUUGAAUAGAGUUUUUCCACUUCUAGUCCA